Messenger RNA from Salvia miltiorrhiza (redroot sage), 1179 nucleotides. RefSeq names its product protein HOMOLOG OF MAMMALIAN LYST-INTERACTING PROTEIN 5-like. Gene Ontology annotation, cellular component: multivesicular body. Gene Ontology annotation, biological process: late endosome to vacuole transport via multivesicular body sorting pathway. The transcript has 5 exons. The record is from RefSeq and is a predicted model, not a curated record. The coding region runs from base 1 to 1179 and encodes 392 amino acids. Lineage: Eukaryota; Viridiplantae; Streptophyta; Magnoliopsida; Lamiales; Lamiaceae.
AUGGGUAUAAAUUUGUGCGGUUUCCGGUGUAGCAGAUCGUCGGAGAAGGAAACAGCAGCGGUGAUGAGCGUGAAAGUCGUUCAAAAGAAAGUAGUGGUAACUCUUGAGGAGUUGAUCACAUCUUCACCUGGUUUCAACAACGCAAUAAGAGUAAGAGAUGAUGAUGAUUACUACAUGAACCCCAUCAUACAUAAACAAUCAUCGUCAAGAAAAAUCCAUCCAUCGUCAUGUGAUGGAGACACUCACACAACCAAACCUAAGAAGAAGGAUAGAAAGUCGCUGAAGUGGGGGCCUGAUGAUUAUCUACAUGUUGAGGGAUUUGCCUUGAAUCUUUUUUCGAAGGCAGACAAACAAGAUAGGGCUGGCCGAGCUGAUCUAAAUACUGCAAAAACUUUUUAUGCUGCAAGCAUUUGUUUUGAAAUCCUGAAUCAGUUUGGGGAACUUCAGCCUGAUCUUGAGCAGAAACAGAAGUAUGCAGCAUGGAAAGCAGCUGAUAUAAGGAAGGCACUUGAAGAAGGGAGGAAGCCUAUUCCAGGUCCUCCCGGUGGGGACACAGAUUUAUCAGUGCCAUCAAGUACAUAUAAUGGUGCAAAUGAUCUUGAAUCAAGCAAAAGUGAUGUGGCUGACUUGGGCACCAGAUCCGACCUGGCGAGGGUAGAUUCUGCUGCAAGAACUGCACCAGCUCGAGAUUCAUUUCCCCAAGCAUAUGAUCACAAUAAUCUUCAGCAUUCUACUGAAUUCUCGCAGCCACCUUCAAAUGUUAUGGGAUCACCUGCUUCGGGCAUUCCACCCCAAUCUCAUCAUCCUACUGACAAUUACUCUGGAGUAGAUCCUGCUUCAAGAAUGGCACCAGAUUCAGAUUCGUUUCCUCAAGCCUAUAAUCGUGAUAAUUUUCAGCAUCCUGCUAGUUUCUCACGACUACCUUCAAAUGUUAUGGGAUCACCUGCUUCGGGUAUUCCACCCCAAUCUCAUCAUCCUACUGACAAUUACUCUGGAGUAGAUCCUGCUUCAAGAAUGGCACCAGAUUCAGAUUCGAUUCCUCAAGCCUAUAAUCGUGAUAAUUUUCAGCAUCCUGCUAGUUUCUCACGACUACCUUCAAAUGUUAUGGGAUCACCUGCUUCGGGUAUUCCACCCCAAUCUCAUCAUCCUACUGACAAUUACUCAAUUACUCUGGAGUAG